AUGGCAGUGCCCAUGGCGACGCCAACCACAACUUUGGGCUACUCAGCUCUCUAUCCUCUGGCGAAGCGCGUCACAUAUUAUCCUCAGUUUGUGCUGGGACUGACGUUCUCAUGGGGCGCUAUCAUGGGCUACCCAGCCCUUGGUAUUGAUUUGCUCUCCAACAUGCCGGCGCUCACCUCGGCAGCAUGUCUGUAUGCCUCUUGCGUGUCAUGGACGGUAUUGUAUGACAUGAUCUAUGCCCAUAUGGACAUCAAGGAUGACGCCAAGGUGGGCAUCAAGAGCAUUGCUCUGAAGCACGACGCGGAUACCAAAAAGGUUCUCACCGGGCUUGCUACCGUACAAGUUGGAUUCCUGGCGGCAGCUGGGUUCGCCUCGGGGGCAGGGCCCCUUUUCUACCUCGGGAGUUGCGGUGGUGCCAUUGCCGCACUCGGCAUCAUGAUCAAAAGGGUCAACUUGAAGAGCGUCAAUAAUUGCUGGUGGUGGUUUGUCAACGGAUGCUGGAUUACUGGUGGCACCAUUGGCCUCGGCAUGGGUGCCGAUUACGUGCAUCGUUAUUCGACCCGGGACCAAGAGAUCGAGGGGACUGAUGCUGCCUAG
This is a messenger RNA of Emericellopsis cladophorae, 597 nucleotides long. Its product is annotated as 4-hydroxybenzoate polyprenyltransferase-like protein. The record is from RefSeq and is a predicted model, not a curated record. Gene Ontology annotation, molecular function: 4-hydroxybenzoate polyprenyltransferase activity. Gene Ontology annotation, biological process: ubiquinone biosynthetic process. Gene Ontology annotation, cellular component: mitochondrial inner membrane. Lineage: Eukaryota; Fungi; Ascomycota; Sordariomycetes; Hypocreales; Bionectriaceae. Bases 1 to 597 code for a protein of 198 amino acids. The transcript has 2 exons.